AUGGGCAAACCCAGACCCCAGAAAAAGAAGACCUCUAAAUCCAAAUCCGUUCUCAGCGCCGGUGGCUCCGUCUCGAAACAGAAAAUGAACCAAGACCCUUCGAAGCUCCUCGACCAAGCGACAAUUCUCCUUCAGACGGGACAGGCCGAUGGCGCGCUUGGAUUAGCCCAACAGGCCCUCGACAAUGCGCCGGCCAAUUCGCCCGCUCAGCUUUCCGCCCUGAACCUGGUCGGCGAGAUCUACGUGGAACUGGGAGAUAUCGAUACGGCGCGGGAGCAGUUUUUGCGUGCAGUCGAGCUGGAUCCGACGGGCACGAUACCCGAGUCCCAGGGUGGCGGGGCGGAAAAGUUCUUAUGGCUGGCUCAAUUGAGUGAGUCGGGCGGCAAGGACAGCGUGCAGUGGUUCGAGAAGGGUGUCUCUGCCCUUCGACAUGUGAUUGAGCAGUUGGAGGCAAACGCCGGUCCGCAGAAUGCCAUUGAGUUGGACGGAAAGAAGCGCAAGCUGGCCAACGCCUUGUGCGGCGUGGCGGAGAUCUACAUGACCGAUCUUUCAUGGGAAGAAGAUGCGGAAAGCCGAUGCGAAUUCUUAGUUACGGAAGCGCUCAAGGCCAACCCCAAGGCGCCUGAGGUGCUGCAAACCCUUGCUUCCAUCCGGAUCUCCCAGCUGCGAACAGACGAUGCCCGAGAGGCACUCACGAGAAGUCUGGCCAUAUGGAAGGACCUGCCACCCGACGACCUCACCAUUCCAGACUUUGCGACCCGCAUCAGUUUGACCCGUCUGCUCAUGGAGGUGACCAUGGAACUCGAGGCCCUGGAGGUUCUGGAGCGUCUGAUUCUCGAAGAUGACCAGAGUGUGGAAGCAUGGUAUCUCGGUGGAUGGUGUCUCUACCUUCUGGCGGAGAAGCAGCAGGCCCCGAAAGACGCCGAGGCGGACGAAUCGCCCGAGGCGAAACGACAGGCCUCACUUGUCGCCAGUCGAGAGUGGCUCAAGCAGGGUCUGGCUCUCUACGAAGUGCUCCAGUAUGAGGAUGAGAGGUUGAAGGAACACGCCACCGAGUUGGUCCAGGAAAUGAACAAGGAACUCGGAGAGGAGAUGGACGAGGAAGAGGGCGAGGAAGGAGAGGAGGAGUGGUCCGACGAGGAGAUCGAGGCCGAGUCGGACGGGGACCAUGAGAUGGCGGAUUCAUGA
This is a messenger RNA of Aspergillus melleus, 1188 nucleotides long. Its product is annotated as ACL4 family protein. Gene Ontology annotation, molecular function: protein binding. The transcript is spliced from 2 exons. The record is from RefSeq and is a predicted model, not a curated record. Gene Ontology annotation, biological process: cell division. NCBI's taxonomy places the organism in Eukaryota, Fungi, Ascomycota, Eurotiomycetes, Eurotiales, Aspergillaceae. The coding region runs from base 1 to 1188 and encodes 395 amino acids.